This is a messenger RNA of Paramecium primaurelia, 219 nucleotides long. The record is from the annotation of a GenBank genome assembly. NCBI's taxonomy places the organism in Eukaryota, Ciliophora, Oligohymenophorea, Peniculida, Parameciidae.
AGACCUAGAUGUUAUUAUAUGCCACUAUUUUAAAUUGAAUGGAUUAGUGAUAUUCCAUAAAUUUGGACUGUCUUUUAUGGACUUUGUGGUAGAAAGUAUAUAUUAAUUGUUUAUAAUUUUUAAAGGUAUUUUGAUCGGUAACAUUUGACAUAUGUGGAUAGAAAUUAGAUUCAAUUCCAUUAAAUCCUUGAGGACGAAGAACAUGUUGAUAAUGAAUGA